GCCAUGGCCGGCGGUCGCCGCUGACACGGCGCGUCUGCAGGUCGGCGGCUGGAGCGGGAGUGGAGACACUGAGACCCAGAGAGAACCGGCCGGCGAUGAGUGGCUGAGGCGGAUCGGGCGGCUGUAGGGUGAGAUCUCCGCGCCCGGGAGGGCGGGCCUGAGCCGCCACGGAGAUUGCCCGCCCCGCUGCCUGCGAGGGGCUCGCGAUGGCGGAGAGGCCGCCCCCGGUGAUUUUCUGCCAGGACUCCCCGAAGCGUGUCUUAGUCUCCGUUAUCAAAACCACCCCGAUUAAACCAUCCCGGGGGGGCGAGGAGCCGGCACCCGCCGCGCCUGUCCCCACCAGCCCCGGCUUCAGUGACUUCAUGGUGUAUCCCUGGCGCUGGGGGGAAAACGCGCACAACGUGACCCUCAGCCCCAGUAGCGCCACCGCUCCCUCCUCAGUCCAGCAGCCUCGAGUGGGGGUGGUCAGAACCUCUAGCGGGGAGGAUGAGGAGGCGGGCAGCCCAGAUAGCGGCGGCGGCGGCAGCCACCUGAAGGAUGGUAUUAGACGUGGCCGACCAAGAGCAGACACAGUGCGAGAUCUAAUAAGUGAGGGAGAGCAUUCAUCCAGCCGAAUCCGUUGUAACAUCUGCAACAGGGUGUUUCCACGAGAGAAAUCUUUACAAGCACACAAAAGAACUCACACUGGUGAAAGGCCUUAUUUGUGUGACUAUCCAGAUUGUGGGAAAGCCUUUGUUCAGAGUGGGCAGCUCAAAACACACCAACGUCUUCACACAGGAGAAAAGCCUUUUGUCUGCUCAGAAAAUGGAUGUUUAAGCAGAUUCACACAUGCAAACCGUCAUUGCCCCAAGCAUCCCUAUGCAAGACUGAAGAGAGAAGAACCCACAGGCAGACUGAGUAAAAAACAAACGGCUGACAAUAAAGCUGUUGCUGACUGGCUAGCAAAAUAUUGGGAGACUAGAGAGCAGCGCACUCCUACUUUGAAAAGCAAAACAGCUCAGAAAGCUGACCAGGAACAGCAAGAUCCCAUGGAGUAUCUUCAGUCCGAUGAAGAGGAUGAGGAGGAAAAAAAUAGUGCUCCCUCCGCUGCCCGCCGUCGCCUUCAGGAGCAGCGUGAACGCCUGCAUGGUGCACUAGCUCUUAUUGAGCUUGCAAACCUGGCUGGAGCACCAAUGCGACAGUAGCAUAGGAACUGAAUCUGCCAGUAUAUAAAAUGUACUGCCUGGUGGUACUUAACCAGUUAGAUCCUGGGCAUAAGCUAAGCACCUUAUUUGCUUAUCAUAGGCUGCUAUUCUGUAGAAUUCAUGAAGAAUGUUGUUGCCCCACAAGAUGGGGUGAGAGAAUUGCACUUUUUUGUAUGGUAAAAGAUAGAUGUGAUGUUUUUAAGUAUUUUGUAAAUAUGGGACUGCACAAUGCAGGGUUGACAAAUUGCAUAUUGUGGAAAGUUAAGAUUUUUUGCAAGGUUAAUUCAUUCAUUUGAAGCAGUUCUCACAGGAAGCACUUUCUGAACAUAAUGCUGUAUGAAUAGAAUUGUACAGGUAACAGGGAGGAUUAUUUAUCUGACUAUUUAAACAAAAUUACAUUUAGUAUGUUUGAUAAUACUGUAAUAAGCAAUGAUGCAACCAAGUCUUUAAUGGCAAUAUAUUUUGCAUAGUAUUACUGAGAAGAGGGCAAAAGUUCUAACUUGAGGCGGGGAAGAAACUGGUUAUGUAGAAACUGAGAGUUCAGGAUCUUCACUGUGACUGCCUAUAGCAUGAGACUGACUUUGCUAUCUUAUUUUAGACUUGAGAUUUCAGUAGAAUCUCUUGAUCUGAGUAGCACUUGUUAUUCCUAGCACAUGCUGUUGGGAACUUUUGCACAUUGUCGGGCUUAUUUGAAAAUGAAUGAUUUGCCUUGCAAAGUCUAGACAUAAAGGUAACAAUUGGUAGUAUUUCUCAGAUGUUUUGGACCCUGUAAUGAGAUUUGGCACUUGUUUUGUUAAUAAAGUGGGUAUUUACAGGGUGGUAUUGAUUUGUAGUAAACUAUUUAGAAAUCUUAUUAGCUAACACUACGUUUUAAAGUUCUGCUUUUAUAUGAAUAUUAGCAAAUAGAAGCCUCCAUAUUCUUUUUUUAAUUGCAUAAAGCCACCUUAUUGCUUUACUUCAGGAUAAGAUGUCAAGUUUGUGUUCACUAAGUGUAGUACAGCUAUCAGUUAAACACUGCAGAAGAAUAUUUGCUGUUCAACUAGAAACUAGGCUUCCAGAGAUAGUUGUAAGUGUGUUUAAAUUGUGUGGUUUCAUAUCUUUCCCAAAUAAAUGAAGUUACAGAACACGGCUUAAUGAUCUCAAGCACAAACCGAAAAGCAAGUUUAGCAGCACAUCCUCAUCACCUCAUGUUUUAUAUUGGUUUUAUCUGACUUACAAUACAACAGGCUUGUCUCAUGGUCUUAUUUUGCCUUUCUUUUGAGCAGCAUAUAACCAGAGAUGCAUAAUAUACUAACAGAUAAUAAAUUUGGUGAAUUGGGCAUGCUCCUGAAUUUUUUUUAAUGUUAGGCUGUUGGUUUAGUGCCUAUUAACAACAAAUCCAGUUAUCUUCAAGUUUGACCUGCUUCUGUAGUUCAUAACAUUACCCAGGCUAUAGACUCCUCCCUCUUAUCACAACACAACCAGAAAAUAUAGAUGUGAAGGGGAGCUAUUUUUCCUGUUAGUGUGAGAGGGAGGGAAAAGUACUUAAGACUUGAGUAAUUUUUUUUUAAAACUGAUUAGAUGAGGACAGAUGUUUCAGAAAUCUAACAUGAUUACAGCAGAGAAUGCUACUCUUGAAUUCAGUUUUUCUAAUAACUGAUGCCUAUAAUGGCAUGAAUUUUAUUAACCUGGUACAUGUUUAGAAUUGAGUUGGUGCACUUAACUAAACAGUGGUCAGAGAGAUUCUAAUUUUUAAGUAGUGGUGAUUUUUUAGAUUUGCCAAUGUAGUUCUUGAUUUCUUGUGUUCAUUUCCUUAAUUAUCUGGCCUCAAACUUUAAAAAAAAAAAA
This is a messenger RNA of Gopherus evgoodei (Goodes thornscrub tortoise), 3011 nucleotides long. It is a transcript of the gene ZNF367, whose product is annotated as zinc finger protein 367. Gene Ontology annotation, molecular function: ionotropic glutamate receptor binding. Gene Ontology annotation, biological process: homophilic cell-cell adhesion. Gene Ontology annotation, cellular component: cell-cell junction. The record is from RefSeq and is a predicted model, not a curated record. The coding region runs from base 207 to 1184 and encodes 325 amino acids. The transcript is spliced from 5 exons. Lineage: Eukaryota; Metazoa; Chordata; Testudines; Testudinidae.